Messenger RNA from Drosophila elegans, 4664 nucleotides. Its product is annotated as putative dipeptidase NECHADRAFT_87110. The coding region runs from base 274 to 3216 and encodes 980 amino acids. NCBI's taxonomy places the organism in Eukaryota, Metazoa, Arthropoda, Insecta, Diptera, Drosophilidae. The transcript is spliced from 4 exons. Gene Ontology annotation, biological process: proteolysis. Gene Ontology annotation, molecular function: metallodipeptidase activity. The record is from RefSeq and is a predicted model, not a curated record.
CGCGUGGCAACGGUAAUCGAAAGCGGUAUCGGUCAACAGUAACGGCACUGUUUAUCGGAAAAUGUGACGGAAUAUUGGCGGGAUUGUGCGUGUUAUAUUUUAUUUAUUUUAGUUUUCAUGUUGAUAAAGUAAUGAAAAGUUUUUAAGAUGAUGGUGUUGAAAUAAAAAAUUUACCUAUCCCAACCGACAAUGACUUUCCUUGUUAAUAAAAGUGAGAUACCCAAUAGGUAUAAUCCAACCCAUCUAAUGAGUGAUUAAACAUUUUGCGAAACGAUGUCUUCCGGCGAGUGGGACCUGCGGGCGCUGAAGGCGCUCGAGGAAGAGGAGCAGCGCGAGUUCCUGGCCCUCAGCCAGAGGAACCUCUUCGAUCCGCUGCCGAAUCCCACCGGCGAAGCGGCCAGUGCGAAGUCAUCGCUUACCUACGCCCAGUUGCAUCCGCACCUACUGAAGUUGCCGACGAUCGAUGAGUGCCAACUGAUGGCCGUGAAGCAGCAAAGGUCAGCGGCCCUGCGAUUCAGCCGUGCCCUUUCCCUGUCCGCCCACUCGCUUACCUCGCAAACCGGAAGCGGUAUGGCCACCGGAAGCGGAAGUGGCCUUGGCUUUGGUCGGAAGUUGAAGGCCCGCUUGGUGGGCGCCAAGUCCAGUGGUUCGCUGUCGCCCGGUCGCCAUUCGCACAGCUACAGUGUAUCCCCGGUAUACACACCGCCGCCCAUGCGAAGAUGUGCCACCCUACAUCACACGCAACCGGUUCGCAAGGCCUUCAAGAAUCUCCAGCAGCUGCAGGAGCGGAAGCGUCAGGCGGCCGGAAGUCACCUGCAAAGGAUCGCUGGCACUGGAAAAACCUACUGGAAGUACGGAGCCAACUCCACGGCUGCCUCGAUAGUGGGCCAACGAGCCCGCCAAACGCAACAGAUCGAAGUGGAGGAGUCCAACGGGUCGGACGAAGUGAACUCGGAGCCCCAGGAAAUCUCCGAAGCGGAAACGGGAUCCUGCAGCGUGCCCCUGCCCUCGAAGGACACCAAUGAAAUACUGCGCCUGAUGCUCAGUGCGGCCAGUUCAGCGGUCACGGUGACCCCGACGGCGGCGGCCAUUGGAAACGGCAGCGUGACCGGAGCAACUGGUGGCGGCCUGCCAGGGCGACGCUACCAGAAUGCCAGCGACGCUGAGGAGGACGAAACUGUUGCGUACGAAGCUUUCCACCAGGCAUCCACCAAAAGCUUCGAGCGCGGCGCUCUCUUGCGAAUCGGCAGUUUAACAGUGCAAGAGAGCGAUAACGGUAAGGUCAAUGCAAUGAGUCCACAUAACAGUCCUGGUCGCGAAACGCAAUCCACAAGGGCGGGUUCGGGCGGCAGGCGGAUGUUCAAGUCCUCCUCUUUGGAUUGGCCCGGGGAAUCACAUCAGCAGCAGCAGCAGCAACAUCAGCCACAUCAGCUACAGACCCAUCAGCAACAUCUGAACCAACAGCAACAUCCGACUGCAAAUCAACUGGAGCUGGUCGAAACGACAAAGGAUAAUCGAUUCCGGCAGCAGGAUCACUGGGAACUCGACCACGUCCACUUCCAUCACGAGGCACUCGGACAUCUAGCCACCAACGGCGCCACCGUAAUCGAUGACGAACUGGAGCAGCAUAUCAAGCACUGUUCCUGCUCCUGCAAUCACAUGGGCUACGGCAACUCGAUGGACUAUCAGACGACUGGGUUCGGGGGAUUGCCUGAUGUCACCGAGCACUCGAACAUCCGCCGCACACUGUCCCGCCAGAACUCGAUCUCGAACAGCGAUUCCGGCGGCGAGAUAGCCAGCAUCCAGAAGUCCAAGGUAAACUUUGGCAAUCCUUUGGCCGGGGGCGUGGUUGUGGGCGGCGACAUAGUGGGUCUGGACGCCAAAUCGCCCACUUCGCUCAGUUCGGCGGCGGGAGCCGGUGCCUCCGGGAAGGCGAAGGGAAAGGCCGCAAGAAAAGCGAACGCCGGAGCGGAUGGCGGGCAAAAGGGGCGGAGAGGCUCCUGGCUGGUGGCCCUCACCCUGGUCAGCGCCAUCUGCCUGCUGGCCAUCGCCGCCACCCUGGCCUACCAACACUUCCUCAUGGCGCCCAGCCGCAAUUCGCACGCCCAAAGACUGAGAAUCGUCCGCCGCAUCCUGCGCGAGGUGCCGCUGGUCGACGGGCACAACAACUAUGCCUGGAAUGUGCGCAAGUACGCCCACAGCAGCCUGGAGCUCCACCUCAGCCACGACGUCGACCACAAGUCGCUGUGGGCGCGGCCGGCGUGGGCGCAAACGGACAUGGAGCGACUGAAGCAGGGACUGGUCAGCGUUCAAGUGUGGUCAGCAUAUGUGCCGUGCGAGGCGCAGGGCUUGGACGCGGUCCAGCUGGCGCUGGAGCAGAUCGACAUAGUGCGGCGCCUGUCGGACAUGUAUGCCCGGGAGACGGUGUUGGCCACCUCCUCGCAGGACAUUGUGCAGGCGCACCGCCGGGGCCUGCUAGCCUCGCUGAUUGGGGUGGAGGGGGGCCACACCAUUGGGUCCUCCCUGGGGGUCCUUCGCUCCUUCUACUCCCUGGGGGCCCGCUAUCUCAGCCUGACCCAUCGCUGCGACGUGUCGUGGGCGGGAUCGAGUGCCUCGUCGGCGGAGCAGGGACUCACGCCCUUCGGCAAGGCCAUUGUGCGUGAGAUGAACCGGUUGGGCAUGAUGAUCGACCUGUCGCACAGCUCGGAUGCCACCGCCAGGGAUGUGCUCCAGGUGACCCGGGCGCCGGUCAUCUUCUCCCAUUCCGCCGCCCGCCAGCUGUGCAACUCGACGCGGAACGUGCCGGACGACAUCCUGCGCCUAGUGGCCGAGAACGGCGGCCUGAUCAUGCUGAGCUUCGAUUCCGAGGACGUGGCCUGCGGACGACAGGCGCGCCUCCAGGACGUGAUCGAGCACAUUAAGUAUGUGCGGGCCAUUGCCGGCAUCCAACACAUUGGCCUGGGCGCCGGAUACGAUGGCAUCGAACUGCCGCCCCUGGGACUCGAGGAUGUGUCCAAAUACCCGGAGCUGCUGGCCGCCCUGCUGGAGGAUCACAACUGGAGCGAGGAGGAUGUGGCCAUGUUGGCGGGCAGGAAUUUCCUGCGCAUCAUGGAGACGGUGGAGACGGUGCGGGACUACUGGAAGCGGGCGGCCAUCCAGCCCAUCGAGCAAACGGAGCCGCAGCCCAAGACGCAGUGCACCUACAUGUCCUCGUGACCGCAGGCGCAGGCGGUGAGGCAGCGGCGGGAUGAGCCGCCCACGGAGCGGGCCAAUCGCACCACCGCAUCGCUGGCGGGGGCGGACUUCUGGAACCGCAGUCCCGAAUCGAAGGACUCCGUCUCCAACCACUCGAAUCCUGCGGUCAUCGCGGCCACGGCCACCAGUUUUACGGUCAGCGAACUGCUCCAAUGAAAUGCUUUGGAUGGCAAUUCAAAGUAAGGGAUUUUUGGUUGGCUGGCGGUUCGGUUUGCAGGGAUUUUGGGGAUAGAGAGCGAGUAAUAAAUCAAUGAUCAUUAAUCAAAAUAUCGAUCAAGUGCAGGGCAACAAUUAAAGCUGAAGUAUUUACAAAUCCAAAUGUCAUUUAAAUUACACAAAUAUUUUAAUUUGUUUAAUUUUGUCAAACAGACAAAAUUAUUAUAUAUUUGUAUUCUUUAUUCCCAAUAACUUUAGUUUAUGUACUCCAAUGUCUUCCUCGAUGAAAUGUUUUUUAUAAAAAAUAAUAAAGUUAAAAGCAAAAUUAUAUUAUUUUCUUUACAAAUGUUGGUUUUUUACCAUCAAUAAAUAACUAAACAUGUAUAUACAUUCUUGUAUUGUUUUGAGCAACUGUAGAGUAAGAUGUAUUUAGCUAAGAAGUUAGUCUGCCUGAACUUCUUGUCGCCAUUACUCGCUCUCAGCUGAAAAGUAAACAACUGUCGUGUCGACCCUCGUGAAUAAUUAGUGUAUACUCGUAAAUUACUUCCAAAGGAUGCAUUGAUAGGCGUAUGAAUAAAUAAUAAUAAUAAUAAAUGUACUAGUAUUUAGACCAUAAUUGUUUGCAGCUAUACUUAUUGGUGUUGUGGCUAUGCAUUAUUUAUGCACAGUGCGGAUACUUAUUGAUGUUGCUGUACCACAGGGCGUAUACGCGACGCAGCUAACUCCCAACUGCGAACCGAACCGCAAACCGAAAUAUUUCUUGGCUUGUCUGUGACUGUAUUAUACAUUAAUAUGUAGGGCACACUCAUCAAUGAUUCACGCUAAUUGUCGCAAUUAAGCGCAAUAUAUUUAAUUACAAACAUCACAAAGACACUCGAGUAUAAAACAUCAAAAUUAAUUAACUGCAACAGAUUCCCCACAGUUGGCAUUAACGUGAGGCUCAAAAGUCAAACAAAAUGCACUACAUAAUCGGUCGUAAGCACAGUCUCCAGGCGAAUGCAAUUAAAAAUAGAUUUUCACCCUGGUUGCAUGUGAAUCCAUCUUAAUUUCUGUACUAGGUUAGUUAAAAAGAAAAAACAAAAAUACAAAAAAAAAAACAAAACACGAAUUGUUGUUCGUAUAUGCAUAGCUACAUAUAUACCACACAAAAAAAGAAAUAAAAGUAAAAUUCAAGCAAAAGCAAUGCGUGUAAUCGAAUAGAGAGAAACGCAUUUCCAUAAAAAUAAAUCGAAAGUAAAAAAAUCGUGCUGUGU